Messenger RNA from Physcomitrium patens, 1053 nucleotides. RefSeq names its product photosystem II reaction center PSB28 protein, chloroplastic. NCBI's taxonomy places the organism in Eukaryota, Viridiplantae, Streptophyta, Bryopsida, Funariales, Funariaceae. Gene Ontology annotation, cellular component: photosystem II oxygen evolving complex; photosystem II; chloroplast thylakoid membrane. Gene Ontology annotation, biological process: photosynthesis. The record is from RefSeq and is a predicted model, not a curated record.
GAGAGGGCGACCCGCGAUCCUAUCCACAUGGCCCGGGCGACACAUUUUGCAGCGCGUCGCGCUCCGCCACAACCUCCAUCGCGCGCAUCGCGACCUCAAGCCUCGACUUGGCCGCGACUGCUCGGCCCCCGCUCACUCCCUUCCGCCUCCUUGCGCACCCUCGCCAUGGUCGUCGUCGUCGCAGCGUCCUCCAUGGCGGCGACCGCGCCGUGCGUCGCCGGGAUGCAGCUGAGCUCUGCUGCCUGUAGCAGCAGCAGCAAUAGCAGCAACGGCGCUGGGUGCCCGUGCGCGCCGGGCGAAGUGUUCUUCUCGUUGCGCUCUGGAUUCAUCUGUCGAAUUGGAACCACAAGCAGUCUACAGUCGGGAUUCGCUGGCAACGUUGGUGAUCUCUCAACAGCGACACAGAUGUCAGCCAUCAAUGGCGGAAAGGCCAGCAGGUCAGUGUCGACCAUGCAGGUGAAGCCAGUGAUCCAGUUCAUCCGCGGAGUCGACGAACGUGUCGUUCCUGAGAUCAGAUUAACACGAUCCCCCAACGGAACCAAUGGCAAAGCCAUUUUUGUGUUUGAUCAACCAUCCGUGUUCGACGCCUCUCGGGAGUUGGGAGACAUCACCGGCCUGUACCUGGUGGACGAGGAGGGCACUCUAUCCACCGUCGAGGUGAGCGCCAAAUUCCUGAAUGGAAAACCCUCGAAGAUCGAAAGCCAGUACGUCAUGCGCAACACCACCGAAUGGGACCGGUUCAUGCGAUUCAUGGAGCGCUACGCGAAGGAGAACCAGCUGGGAUUUGUCAAGAGUUAGGUUAAAAUUUCAUUACUUUGUCUGCAUUUCAACCCCCUCAACACACUGGUUUUGUUCCUAUCACGCUUUGAUGAUCUACCAUGUUUACGACAGCAUUCGAUGUCUCCUUGGGAGACCCUUUGUUUUAUACUUUGUAGAGAACUACUUGUUGCGCAUAACUCUCCGCUGUACAUCAGAGACGCACAUCGUGUAACAAUCCGUAACGGCGAUGUUACUCAGAAAAUCAACUCCACAUGAUUAUUUCCACCCCUUUCA